Cloeon dipterum is the source of this 1485-nucleotide messenger RNA. RefSeq lists its product as uncharacterized. Gene Ontology annotation, cellular component: Las1 complex; preribosome, large subunit precursor. Lineage: Eukaryota; Metazoa; Arthropoda; Insecta; Ephemeroptera; Baetidae. The transcript is spliced from 6 exons. Gene Ontology annotation, molecular function: endonuclease activity. Gene Ontology annotation, biological process: maturation of LSU-rRNA; maturation of 5.8S rRNA. The record is from RefSeq and is a predicted model, not a curated record. The coding region runs from base 49 to 1449 and encodes 466 amino acids.
ACAGCAGUGACACCAACUUGAUGAAUUAUAAACAAAACAGAAGGCAGGAUGGUGUCACGUGCGGACGGUGGUCAAAUUGUUCCUUGGUUUUCUUGUGAUGAGUGGCAGGAGACAGCAAAACUGAUUUUUAGCGAUGACGUCGCUGACCAGCUAAGGGGGCUUCAAAAUCUGCGGCUGUGGAAGGCCCGAUGUGAAACAUUGCCGACCGGAGCGGACGCGACGAUGGUCCUAAUUUGCGCGCUUGAGGGGCACAAACUGAACGCCAACCUGGAUGACCUCAGUCAGAGACUGGCUUUGAGUGCGGCCCUGACGCGUUUCCUCAACCAGGUGCUGACAACGGGUCCAACCAAGACACAGUUCAGCAAGACUAUGUUCGCCAAGGCCAAGAAUGUGGACAUCCCUGGUUGGAUCGUCAAACUGCGUCACGAGGCCGCGCACGGACAGUCGCUGCCAGCGCUGGAACUUUUGCUCCGAGCUGUCGAUUUCGGGCUUGACUGGCUCAGGUGGAACUACUGGGACGUCGAACCCGUUGACUGGGUCCAGCAGUCCGCGUCUCAAGCGCCUCUAGCUGAGUUGAUCGACAAAUGGGAGGCGCUGGGAGCUUGCCAGCAGGCUGGAUACAAAAGGAUCACAUCUCUACCUGCCGAAGACCUGCGGGCAAGCAACGCAGGAAUCCGCACCGUUCGAGAAGCGAUCAGCCUCCUUGAGCAGAAAAUCCUAUCUUCCUCCGUGGACAACCCUGAGCACCUGCUGAGCGCCGUGCUGACUAGCCAGACCCUGUUGACCCCUCCGCCCGGCCUUUACGGAAAGGAGGAGCUGCCGAGCACGCUGGUGGCCCAGUGGCGGCCGCUGCUGGGCGCCCUGCACGCCGCCCGCCUCCUGCCCCGCCUGCUUGUCAAACUGCACGAGCGAAACUCCAGACUGGCCGCCCUGUGGGUCCUCUACCUGCUCGACCUGAUCGAAAAGCUGCAAACGGCGCAGCAGGAGCUCAGGACUGCCGGACUGGUCAUCAGAGAGACGGCCAACCUGGCGGAUUAUGUGCAGAAGAGGGGUGAGCCCCUUGACGUAACGGUCAGCGACCUGGACCCUGAGUGGUGGCCCCUUGUGGCCGCCCCGACCCUGAAGGAAAUGAAGGCGACUUGUGUUGAGGUGGCGGGCAAUCCCAACAAGAAUGGCAGGAUUUAUUUGGACAAAUUAUUGUCGAUGGCGGGCUAUGAAAACGGCACCAAGGCCAAAAUCAAUCAGCUCUGGCGGAUAUAUUUCGGAGAAAUGCCCGGCGGCGAAGGCGAAGGAGACAUUAAGACUGUGGACGAUCUCGUCAAGAAGGCUCCCGUUUCUCGAGACGGCGACAAGUGGAUCAAAUUAGAGGAGUGGAACGCGAAGGCCGUGGGAGUUAUGGCGUGGCAAGACAGCGUUGAUUUAGAAUUAAAUUACGAAACUUGGGAGUAAAAAUAAAAAAAAUGUAAAUUUUGUGAUAACAAAUAA